Penicillium odoratum is the source of this 1362-nucleotide messenger RNA. Its product is annotated as FAD-binding oxidoreductase. Bases 1 to 1362 code for a protein of 453 amino acids. The transcript has 2 exons. Gene Ontology annotation, molecular function: FAD binding; oxidoreductase activity. The record is from RefSeq and is a predicted model, not a curated record. Lineage: Eukaryota; Fungi; Ascomycota; Eurotiomycetes; Eurotiales; Aspergillaceae.
AUGGAAAUAAUACAUCUCGGAGAUGCGCGCUACGAGGAACACAGCAACGGCUGGAACACUCUGUAUGGGCACAAACCAACCUCGAUUCUGCUUCCUAGGACGGCAGAAGAGGCAGCGUCUUGUCUUAGCGAUGUAAUUCGCCGAAAAGAGAAAUUUCGGAUUCGCUCUGGCGGCCAUGAUGUCAACGGCUACUCUGCAGCAGAUGGUGUCGUCGUUAUUGAUCUGCGUCAUCUUGAUACCGUUGAGAUCAGUGACGACAAUACUCACGUCAAGGUUGGCCCUGCAGUAAAGUUCAAAAAGCUUUACCCGGCCCUCGCCGAUCGCAAGCUGGUUGUUCCAGCGGGGAUUUGCAAUGAUGUAGCGGUCGGUGGCCACGCACUGGGUGGCGGGAACGGCUACCUGCAUCGUUUCCUCGGGGCAAGCUGCGACACGGUCAUUGGUCUGAAACUCAUAGACUGCCAUGGUAGACUAAUCCAUGCAAGCUCCGAAGAAAAUCCCGACCUGUUUUGGGCCUUGCGUGGGGCUGGGAAUGCAAACUUCGGCAUGGUCAUCGAAUACACCUAUCGAACAACAAAGGUUGAGAAAUUCUCUACUUUUGCGAUCACAUGGAAGUGGGACGAGUUCAACGAAAUCUUCAGUUCCUGGCAGAAUUGGGCACCAUAUACCGAUACGCGUUUGACAUCGACAUUCACGCUUUAUAAAGAUGAAAUUACAGCGAUGGGUAUGUUUGCUGGACCCAAGGAAGACCUUCAGUCGAUCUUGCCAAAUUUCAUCUUGAAGCCCGGCAGUGCUGAAGUCCUUUCAAUUGACGAUUCAGUCGCACAUGAACACGCGACCUUCGCGGCUGCAGCCGUCAUGUGUGAUUUGCUGGAUGAUGCUGCGCUAGUGGAUUUUGAAGACAUUAUUCGUCACUCACCGGGCACUUCAUCAAUUGUGUUUUUUGCUCGCGGUGGGCGCAUUUGUGGCGUGCCAUCCGACUUCAACGCAUACCGCUACCGCUCCCAGAGCCUUGAGCCAAUGUUUCGGACAACGUGGAAGGAUGAUUAUGAUCGUGAAGCUUGCCUGAAUUGGAUUACGAGCGCAUAUCGCCGAUUGAAGUCUCACUUCCAAGGAGUUUACAAAAACUGGACUUAUUCGAAGGUAGAGUGCGGAAUGUAUGACUGGUACGGGGACGACAUCCCACGGCUGGUCAGCGUUAAGCGAAAGUUCGAUCCCGAGAACAUAUUCUCGAAUCCUCAGUCUCUUCCCGUCUAUGUAACCGAGCAGCAAAUCAAUGAUUGGAACCUUCCAAAGAGUGUUGUCGACAUUUUGGAUCAACAGGGCAGUCUGGCUGAGACUUCCCAAUGCCACGCUAUCAAUUGA